Molecule: messenger RNA, 2522 nt
Organism: Cladophialophora immunda
Lineage: Eukaryota; Fungi; Ascomycota; Eurotiomycetes; Chaetothyriales; Herpotrichiellaceae
Exons: 3
Coding region: 181-1845 (554 amino acids)
Biological process (GO): cellular response to glucose starvation; regulation of mitotic metaphase/anaphase transition
Molecular function (GO): protein serine/threonine phosphatase inhibitor activity
Source: RefSeq, a predicted model, not a curated record
AUCGCCUCAGCCAUUGAAGAUAACAACAUCACACCACCCGCUGUUUUGCGCGUCACAAACCGUUCCCCCCCUCACGGCCAAUUGAGGUGCGAACUGCCCCCACCUCCACCGCAUUUCCAUCUUCAAUUCCCAUACCAGCGACAAGCAAACACGAUCAGUUGCUCCUUGGCCGAUAGGAGUAUGUCGACGCCCAACCGGGACCCGCCGGUCACCUCCCCCCCUUCAACGGCUAUAUCUUCUCGCUCCAGCAUGGACUCACAGUCCCAAUCUCCCUCUACCUCUGCCAGAACACCAUCCCUCCGCAUCACGUCUAUGCCCAGUGCGGCCGCUCAUCACCGCCAAAGUUUCCACGAGCUACGAGGCCAUCCCCCUUCUCCUCGAUCACAAAGACAGCCCUCCCUAUCCCAUCUCGCCGUGCAAGAUUUGAUCGAUAACCCACCUAUGAGGAACCCAGACCCCCGCUUCGCAGGCAGGAAUUGGACUGAAGUGAAGGUCAAAGAGCUGGUCAAUCCUGACGAUCUGAGGUUUGUGGACAAUGACACCCCUGUAGAGUCGGCUACCAAUCUCCUCAUUGAGUCAGGCGCUCCCGUGGUUCUUGUCCGCGAAAAGCCAGGCUCCCCAGUCAUCGGCACGUUUGACCACCGCGACCUCAAUGCCUACUUGUUACUAGUAGUCGGGCUUUCCCACCCCGAUGACGAUGAACAUGCUGAAGACUUCAUGGAAUUGGCCCAGCGGGCAAGGGAAGGCAAACGCAUCCACUUGGGCGAGAUCCAAGACUUGAGCAAAAAGGAGCCCUUGACUUUCCUUGAUGGGAAUGCCGAUUUGCUCAAGGCUAUUGAGACGUUUGGGAGAGGAGUGCAUCGAGUGGUUGUGACGGACGAGACGACAAAAGAAGCCACGGGUGUGCUCAGCCAGAGCCGUCUGAUCAGAUUCCUGUGGGAGAAUGGCCGGAGCUUUCCUAUGUUGGACCAAAUAUACCUCCAAAAUCUUCGCGAUUUGAGGAUAGGGUCCAAGGAUGUGGUUGCCAUCAAUGGCGACCGCCCCCUCUUCGAGGCCCUGACACUCCUCCUCAACGAAGGCGUCUCGUCCCUUGCCGUCGUCGACCACAACUACAACGUGAUUGGGAACAUCUCCAACGUCGACGUCAAACUCCUCACAAAGUCCACUUCUCUGCCGCUCCUGCGCAACACAUGUAUCCAUUUCAUCACAGUCAUUCUCUCCACCCGCGGGAUGUACGAGGGCAAAGACUCAUUCCCCGUCUUUCACGUCACUCCGCUCUCGACACUCGCGCACACAGUCGCAAAGCUGGUCGCGACCAAGUCGCACAGAAUGUGGAUCACCGAACCCGUCUCUCCGAGCUCCUCCGGUCCUCCCACGCCAUUGCUACAUAGCGCAACCCUGGCUCCGACGUCCAGCCACUCCUCCACCCUCUCGCUAAAUAGCGGGGGAAGUCACCAUAUCACACCACCUGUCGCCAUGCCCACUCCGGCGUCCGACCCGUUCUCGCCAUCUUCGGGGACGGUCGUCGACAGUUCGCCAAAACCACCAUUCAUCGCGCCCACGGGACCCUCGAUCUCCGCAUCUUCGCUUCCGGGAGCGCGGAUUUCAGGCCGUCUUGUCGGCGUGGUUUCCCUCACCGACAUUCUGAUCUUGUUCGCCCGUGCCGGUGGCGUCGCCGACGUCGCCGAUCCAAACGAGAUCAGGAUGCGACGGAGACGAAGCAGCUCAAGUAGCGUCAGGAGGAGUUUUGAUCUGGGCCAACGGCCAAGCGUCAGCAGUAACGGUGGAAGCGGGCUGAGGCCGAGCGGAGAGUUGAGUCGGAAGAGUAGCACGGCGAAUCGCUGACUGCAGAGAGAGACGCGGACAAAAGCAAGCAAGGUCGAGCAACGAAUCUUCCAACGAGACCGAGUGGGAGCGUCCUGCCAGCUGACUCAACGCUGAGAGCAGAGUCUUCCUCACUCUCUUGAGAUGGCACAGAAAGGCACAUUGUUUGGGCCUGUCGAGCCCCGAAAUCCAGGAAGGAGAAGCUCACCGACGACGCGAUAUCGACGACUUAGACGGCUUGGAGUAAUGACACACGACGGAAUUCUGGAUGACAGAGCACGAUGACUGACCGCACGCGGUGCGGACGAAGGGUGAAAAGGGCUCUUCGUCCCGCUGCCUCAUUGUCUCCCUACCCUACCCUCUCUUCCCCCGCGACCAGCGACCAGCGACCAGCGACCAGGUGAUAUAUCGGGUUGCGUGCAAAACGGGGGACGUAGUUCCCAUCUUUUGCCAAAGACCAGGUGUAUCUCCUCACCUGCCCACCAUCUACGCCGUCGCGCACCGGUCUUGGAAUCAUGCAAAAUGAGAUAGAAUUCUUUCCCCUCCGUGGGCCCUCCUGUAAUGGGCUUGGAGACAACCUACAUACAUGCUUAGUAGUAGGCAGAUAGAAUCGAGACAAAUAAUCCAUGCGGUCAGCUCAAUACGGAGCAAAAUAGAUAGCUACCUAUCUAGGUACCUUCGGUCCGCACACUGUUGAC